Messenger RNA from Aspergillus tubingensis, 732 nucleotides. Its product is annotated as putative 26S proteasome non-ATPase regulatory subunit Nas2. Gene Ontology annotation, cellular component: nucleus; cytoplasm. The transcript has 4 exons. Gene Ontology annotation, biological process: proteasome regulatory particle assembly. Lineage: Eukaryota; Fungi; Ascomycota; Eurotiomycetes; Eurotiales; Aspergillaceae. Bases 1 to 732 code for a protein of 243 amino acids. The record is from RefSeq and is a predicted model, not a curated record. Gene Ontology annotation, molecular function: protein binding.
AUGGGAAUACCCAUGGGUUCAAACAUUCAUGCCCCAACAGUAGCCUCCGGCCCUACGUCCGGAGGCGCUCCUCCUCGCGACCUGUCCAAGCUCGGCAUGGUCGAUCUCAUGCAAGAAAAGGAACGCAUCGAAGAAGAACUCUCGGCUUUGAGUAGCGUCCUCGGCUCGCAUGGCGUUAAUAUGAACACAUCUCUCACUACUUUCGAUGGCUUCCCACGAGACGAUAUCGAUGUUGCCCAAAUACGCACUACUCGAGCCCGGAUUAUUCGACUGCGGAACGAUCAUAAAGACGUGAUGUCACAUCUGGAGAAAGGAAUCCACAACCACUUUGCGAAUUUGCAGCGGGCGCAAACUGCCGUACAAUCGGGCGGCGGUCUGAAUGGUACAUCGGGGUCACAACCUAGUGUGUCUGGCAAUAAUACAUCCGGUGCUGGGACAUCUGGGUUACCGUUCGCAAAGGUCAAUAGUGUGGUGCCUGGAAGUCCCGCCGACCAGGCAGGUCUGAGGGUGGGAGAUACCGUUCGGGAGUUCGGGAGUGCCAACUGGCUUAACCAUGAACGUCUCUCCAAGGUGGCGGAGAUAGUGCAGCAGAGUGAAGGGCGCACCGUGGCGGUCAAAGUCGUGCGGAAAGAUCCUAGUUCUUCCAGCAGUAUUGACUUGUCCCUGCAGCUGGUCCCUCGCCGUGAUUGGGGCGGUCGGGGCUUGUUGGGCUGUCAUCUCGUGCCGUUGUAG